GGUUGAGCUCACACAUGUGAAUUUUUUUUUAACACGUGACAAAAUAGGCCUUGUGUUGUUCAUUUUCAAGAGUUUCUCAAGUAGCUCUAUAAAUAUUUGCUCAACCACUCUUUCUUUAUAUAUCUUUUUCUGAUUAAUCUUCUACUUUAUUAAGAAAAAUGAGUGAGGAGCACAUAAGAGAGCCAUUGUUGGAGAAAAAACAAUACUAUAGAGAUUGUCCUGGUUGUAAGGUGGAACAAUCCAAAGAGCUCAAUCAAGGGCUAUCCAUUACUAAUCUUUUCAUCAUAUGGGCAGUAGUAUUAUGUUCAACACUGCCUGCAUCAUCACUCUUUCCAUUCCUUUAUUUCAUGAUUAGGGAUUUUAAAAUCGCAAAAGACGAGGCUGAUAUUAGUUACUAUGCCGGUUAUGUAGGAUCAUCAUUCAUGCUUGGAAGAACAUUGACAUCUGUAUUAUGGGGAAUGGUUUCUGAUCGCUAUGGUCGAAAACCUGUUAUAAUUUUCGGUGUUUUUACAGUUGUGGUUUUCAACACAUUAUUUGGCUUAAGUACAAGUUUUUGGAUGGCUGUUAUCACAAGAUUUCUUCUGGGAUGUUUAAAUGGUGCAAUUGGACCAAUAAAGGCCUAUGCGGUUGAACUUUUUCGAGAAGAACACCAAGCUCUUGGCCUCUCAAGUGUCAGUGCAGCUUGGGGAACAGGUUUAAUCAUUGGACCAGCAUUGGGAGGCUAUUUGGCUCAGCCAGCAGAGAAAUAUCCACAUAUAUUUCCAAAGGAUUCCUUCUGGGACAAGUUUCCUUAUUUCUUGCCGUGCUUUAUAAUAUCAGGAGUUUCAUUUGUAGUAGUUAUCGCCUGCUUCUGGAUUCCGGAAACACUUCACAAUCACAAUAGUAGCGAUGAGGCUAUAGAUGAUGCUGAAGCCAUAGAAAAUGGAAGCACCGAGGUUGACAAAGAAAAGACGAUACAAAAUAAUGAAAAUCUCUUCAUGAAUUGGCCUUUAAUGUCAUCUAUCAUUGCUUAUUGUGUCUUCUCACUUCAUGAUAUUGCCUAUCAAGAGGUUUUCUCUUUGUGGUGUGUUAGUCCUCCAAGUCUAGGAGGUUUGAACUUCUCAACUGAUGAUGUUGGUAAUGUUCUUGCAAUUUCAGGUAUAGCACUUGUGAUCUACCAACUUACCCUAUACCAAUAUAUGGCAAAAGCUUGUGGAACUGUUCGCAUUGCCAGAAUCACAGGGAUAUUUUCAAUACCAAUUUUGCAAAGUUACCCGUUCAUAGCGAUGUUGUCCGGCAUAGCCUUAUAUAUAGUCAUUAGUAUUGCUUCCAUCCUCAUGAAUAUUAUCUCAGUGACGAUUAUAACAGGUUUAUUCCUUCUACAAAACCGAGCAGUGGAACAACACCAAAGAGGGGCAGCUAAUGGCAUUUCUAUGACAGCUAUGUCGUUCUUCAAAGCUAUUGGCCCUGCUGCAGGUGGUACAAUGCUAACGUGGUCACAAAAGCGUUUGGAUGCUACUUUUCUCCCGGGCACCCAUAUGGUCUUUUUCUUCCUGAAUUUAGUCGAAGGACUAGGUAUACUAAUGAUGUUCAAACCAUUCCUCGGUGAAAAGAAGAAAACGCAGUUGGAUCAGUUACAUUGAUAUCAGAAAACUUUGCUCUAAUUAUGCAGUAUAACAUGGACAUCAUUGAGGACAAUGAUGGCAACUAGAUGCAUAAUUAGCCUAGUUCUUUGUUUCUAAAUUGAUAGUAGCAAUUAAAUGUACAAAAUCAAGUGAAAAGCAUCACAUAACAAUGAAUGUGAUCAAGAAAGGAAAACAAUAUAGGGAUUGUACAAAAUCAAGUUAAUGUGUUUUAUUGCAAUCAUGAUUCUCAAGUUGAAAGUGACUUCAUUAAUAAAAUCUACAUUUUCCUUC
Messenger RNA from Trifolium pratense (red clover), 1895 nucleotides. RefSeq names its product protein ZINC INDUCED FACILITATOR-LIKE 1-like. Bases 159 to 1622 code for a protein of 487 amino acids. Gene Ontology annotation, biological process: transmembrane transport; regulation of stomatal closure. NCBI's taxonomy places the organism in Eukaryota, Viridiplantae, Streptophyta, Magnoliopsida, Fabales, Fabaceae. The record is from RefSeq and is a predicted model, not a curated record. Gene Ontology annotation, molecular function: solute:potassium antiporter activity. Gene Ontology annotation, cellular component: plant-type vacuole membrane; plasma membrane. The transcript is spliced from 17 exons.